This is a messenger RNA of Calidris pugnax (ruff), 1781 nucleotides long. Its product is annotated as intestinal-type alkaline phosphatase-like. Gene Ontology annotation, biological process: dephosphorylation. The transcript is spliced from 11 exons. Gene Ontology annotation, molecular function: alkaline phosphatase activity. Gene Ontology annotation, cellular component: plasma membrane. Lineage: Eukaryota; Metazoa; Chordata; Aves; Charadriiformes; Scolopacidae. Bases 1 to 1563 code for a protein of 520 amino acids. The record is from RefSeq and is a predicted model, not a curated record.
AUGCACCUCCUGGCCCCGCUCACCCUCUGCCUGGGCCUCUGGGCAGGGCUCAGCGCUGCUGUCAUCCCAGCGGAGGAAGAGAAGCCAUCCUUCUGGAAUAAGCAGGCAGCCGCAGCCAUCGAGGCUGCCUACAACAUCCAGCCAAGGAUAAAACAAGCCAAAAACCUCAUCCUGUUCCUCGGCGAUGGCUUCGGGGUCCCCACCAUCACGGCCACUCGCAUCCUGAAGGGUCAGCAGCAGGGGAAGCUGGGCCCUGAGACCCCCCUUGCCCUGGAUGCUUUCCCGUAUGUGGCUCUCUCCAAGACGUACAAUGUGGACCGUCAGGUCCCCGACAGCGCAGGGACGGCCACCGCCUACCUCUGCGGCGUGAAGGGCAACUACAAGACCAUAGGGCUGAGCGCGGCCGCCCGCUUCGGGCAGUGCAACACCACGGCGGGCAACGAGGUGAUCUCAGUGAUGGAGCGAGCCCGCAAAGCUGGGAAGGCAGUGGGCAUCGUGACGACAACACGGGUGCAGCAUGCAUCACCCUCGGGGACCUACGCCCAUGUGGUGGACCGUGACUGGUACGGGGAUGCCAACAUGCCCACGAAUGCCCGCAAGGAAGGCUGCAAGGACAUCGCCUGGCAGCUGGUCCACAACGUUGACAUCAAUGUGAUCCUGGGGGGUGGUCGGAAAUACAUGACCCCUGAGGGGACAGUAGACCCCGAGUAUCCCACCUACCCAGAUCAGAACGGGACACGCAAGGAUGGCACUAACCUCAUAGACAAGUGGCUGACAGCUCGAAAGGAGGGUGCCCGCUAUGUCUGGAACAGGACGGAGAUGCUGGCUGCCGCCGCUGACCCCAAUGUGAAAUAUUUGAUGGGUCUCUUUGAACCCGGUGACAUGAAAUACAAUCUGACGCGUGACCCCGCCAUGGACCCAUCGCUUGCCGAGAUGACAGAGGCGGCCAUCACCAUCCUGAGCAGGAACCCCAACGGCUUCUACCUCUUUGUUGAAGGUGGCAGAAUCGACCACGGCCACCACGAUGGUAAAGCCCAUAAGGCGCUGACGGAGGCGGUGGAAUUCGACUGGGCCAUUGAUCGGGCGGGCAAACUGACAGACGAGGGGGACACCCUCACCGUCAUCACUGCCGAUCACUCACAUGUCUUCUCCUUCGGCGGCUACACCCUGCGUGGCUCCUCCAUCUUCGGUGUGGCCCCCAGCAUGGCCUCUGACGGUAAGAAUUAUACAUCCAUCCUCUACGGGAACGGGCCAGGUUACCCGAAUGCUACACGGCCUGAUGUGAAUGAUACCGAAGCUGGGCACUAUGAUUACAACCAGCAGGCGGCUGUGCCUCUUGACUCGGAGACCCACGGCGGUGAGGAUGUGGCCAUCCUGGCCAAGGGCCCCAUGGCUCACCUCUUCCAUGGGGUGCAGGAGGAGACCUACGUGGCCCAUGUCAUGGCCUACGCUGCCUGCAUCGAGCCCUACGCUUCCUGCCGCCAGCGGGACUCUGCCCCCAGCACCCGCGCCACCCCCCUGGCCCUGCUCCUUCCCAUCCUCCUCCUGCCCCUCUUCUACUGACCCCACAGCCCCAGGGGACCCCACAGGUACUGCUGGACCUGCAUCCCUCCCUCCCCAUGGCUGCAGCACCUGAAGGUGGCCAGCAGCUCUUUGGAGCAUCCCUAGUCCAGAUGUGGCAGCUGUGGGGCACCGAAUUCUGGACAUGGGGGUGCCCUAUGCCACCUGCGUGGGGUGCUCAGUAGUUAAUAAAUGUGGGGUGUGAUGGCUCCCGUACCGUA